This is a messenger RNA of Callithrix jacchus (white-tufted-ear marmoset), 885 nucleotides long. Lineage: Eukaryota; Metazoa; Chordata; Mammalia; Primates; Cebidae. The record is from RefSeq and is a predicted model, not a curated record.
AUGGCUGAGCUUUGGAGACGCGGGGGCCGGUGGGUGCGCGCGUGUCCCCGCGCGGAGGAGGGACGAAGGCGGCCCGUGCGCGCGCGGGUGGAUCUCCAGACCUGUUAUUUACGCCUUUCCAUUGGAAAUCUCGCUAUUUAUACGCGCCGACCUCGCCCAGCCCCCCGCGCGCCGCCUGUCUGGAGCAAUUACGGGUGUCUCGGCUCCGAGGCGGACGCACGCAGGGACCGCGGUGUCUCCCCCACCCUCCCCAAGGCCGGCAAUUGGGAUUCUUGUCAUUUCAUCACCGUUUGGCGUCCGCUCAAAGAGGUGCAAAGAGGGGAGGAGCGCAGAGCCCGGCGCCUGGACCUUUCCAAGAACCGCCCCCCACCCACCCACCUUUCCAAAGGCGGAGAGGGAGAGGGGACCGGGGCGCGCAGGGACCCCGGAUUUGGGAAGUUGGAGGCUGCUGCGCGCGUUUCCAUGGAGGGAUGGAGACCCCGGCGGAGGCCCCGUCGCAACACGGGGAGCGCGGGUGACAUGGAAAGCGCCCGAAGGACCCCAACUCCAAGUGAGAAGAAGGAACGGGCCCGGUGUCCCCAAAGCUGGACCCGAGCGCUGAGGAUCCGCGCGGCCGCCUCCCGGGUCUGCAGCGCCCGCAGAAAGGAGCUCGGAUCCCCGGGAGGAGAGUUUCGUGCAGACCGGGUCGUUUCUACCAGACCCCGGCAGACCCCGGAUCGAGGCCGCCGCCCCCCACUUAGCGCCGCGCUGACACCCCGGCGUGUAGGAUAUUUAUUGGGGAGCACAUUUUAUAUAUAUAUACUUGGUGUUUUCGGCUUUCCUGGCGGGGUGACCCUGCAGUGGAAGCCGGGGUUCGCCUCCGCGAGCUGAAAUUCCUUUUCCAAG